Molecule: messenger RNA, 1206 nt
Organism: Penicillium lagena
Lineage: Eukaryota; Fungi; Ascomycota; Eurotiomycetes; Eurotiales; Aspergillaceae
Gene: erg10B
Product: acetyl-CoA C-acetyltransferase
Exons: 5
Coding region: 1-1206 (401 amino acids)
Biological process (GO): ergosterol biosynthetic process; fatty acid beta-oxidation
Molecular function (GO): acetyl-CoA C-acetyltransferase activity
Source: RefSeq, a predicted model, not a curated record
AUGUCUUCUUCCCUGCCUCCUGUCUACAUCGUCUCGACCGCCCGCACACCUGUGGGCUCGUUCCUGGGCUCACUGUCCAGUCUGACGGCCCCGCAGCUAGGUUCCCAUGCGAUCAAAGCGGCUGUGGACCGGGCUGAGGGUAUCAAUGCCACCGACGUUGAGGAGGUCUUCUUUGGCAAUGUCCUUUCGGCCAACGUCGGCCAGAACCCUGCCCGGCAAUGCGCUAUCGGUGCUGGGCUUCAGGACUCCACCGUCUGCACCACAGUGAACAAGGUGUGCGCAUCUGGUCUUAAGGCUGUCAUCCUCGGUGCCCAGACUAUCAUGACCGGCAACGCCGACGUUGUUGUGGCCGGUGGCACCGAAUCCAUGUCCAACACCCCCCACUACCUGCCCAACAUGCGCUCCGGCGCCAAAUACGGCCACCAGAGUCUAGUGGAUGGUAUCAUGAAGGACGGCCUGAUGGAUGCCUACGGUAAGCAGGAGCUUAUGGGCCUGCAGGCCGAGGAGUGUGCGCAGGAUCAUGGAUUCAACCGUGAGCAGCAGGAUGAGUAUGCCAUCCGCUCCUACGAGAAGGCCCAGGCCGCGCAAAAGGCUGGCCUUUUCGAUUACGAGAUUGCGCCCAUCGAGAUUCCCGGAUUCAGGGGCAAGCCUGGCGUAACUAUUUCUCAGGAUGACGAGCCGAAGAAUCUUAACCCCGACAAGCUUCGCGGCAUGAAACCGGCUUUUAUCCCCGGUACUGGUACUGUGACCGCGCCGAAUUCGUCACCGCUGAACGAUGGUGCCUCCGCCGUGGUCUUGGUAUCCGAGGCCAAGGUCAAGGAGCUUAACCUGAAGCCCAUUGCCAAAAUCCUGGGCUGGGGUGAUGCUGCUCAAAAGCCCAGCAAGUUCACAACCGCCCCUGCCCUGGCGAUCCCCAAGGCUUUGAAGCACGCAGGAGUGACCCAGGAUGCCAUUGACGCCUUUGAGAUCAACGAAGCCUUCAGUGUGGUGGCACUGGCCAACCUGAAGCUCCUCGGUCUCUCAGAGGACAAGGUCAAUAUCCACGGCGGUGCUGUGGCGAUUGGUCACCCUCUCGGAGCCAGUGGUGCUCGCAUCCUGGCCACCUUGAUCGGAGUCCUGAAGGACAAGAAGGGCAAGCUGGGCUGUGUUGGGAUUUGCAAUGGCGGCGGCGGCGCGAGUGCCCUGGUGAUUGAGUCUCUGCUGUAA